Messenger RNA from Meloidogyne enterolobii, 2489 nucleotides. The record is from the annotation of a GenBank genome assembly. NCBI's taxonomy places the organism in Eukaryota, Metazoa, Nematoda, Chromadorea, Rhabditida, Meloidogynidae.
UCCGUGCAAGUUCAACUUGUGGUCAAAACGGCCCAGAUUAUUAUUGUAAAUUAGUAGAGCAUGUAUUCCUUCGCCAACCUCAAUGUGACAUUUGUGACGCUAAUAAUCACCACAAAAAUCACCCAAUUGAUUAUGCCAUUGAUGGAACUAAGAGAUGGUGGCAAAGUCCAACAUUGUCAAAUGGGUUGAAUUAUGAGCGAAUAUAUCAAGUAGCCUAUAUCAUCGUAAAAUCUGCAAUUUCCCCACGCCCCGGCAAUUGGGUGUUGGAAAAAUCUUUAGGCAAGAAUUUUAUUUUAUUUGAAGCUUUUUAAAUACUUUUCUUUAAAGACGGAACAAAUUUCCAACCUUGGCAAUUUUUUGCCGCCUCAGAUUCUGACUGUAUGCGACUGUUUGGAAUGCCAGCAUCUACGGGUGUGCCAAGAUUUGAAAGGGAUGAUCAAGUUAUUUGUACUUCCUAUUUUUCGAAAUUGAAUCCAUUGGAGCAUGGAGAGAUACACAUUUCUCUUGUCAAUGGACGUCCUGGAGUAGAAAAGUCAAGUCAAUCACUUCAUGAAUUUACCAAAACAAGAUUUGUUCGUCUGAGACUUUUAAGCCUAAAAACAUUACAUGCUGAUUUGAUGGUAAUCAACCACCGUGAUAAAACGCUUGACCAUUCAGUCACUCGUCGCUAUUUCUAUACAAUCUCAGAUAUAAGCAUAGGUGGACAAUGUAUUUGUUAUGGACAUGCAGAGAGAUGUACACCAGAUGUUGUACACGGACAAUUUCGUUGUGAAUGUCGUCACAAUACUUGUGGAGAAUCUUGUUCUCAAUGUUGUCCUCUUUUCAAUCAACUGCCCUGGCAGGUUGGGACGCAUGAACACCCAAAUGUAUGUCAAUCUUGUCAAUGUUUCAACCACGCAUCUCAAUGUGUAUAUGACGCAGAGGUAGAACGCCAAAGACUCAGUGUAACCCCUGAAGGAAUUUACGAGGGUGGGGGUAGAUGUUUAGACUGUCAGCACAACACGGAGGGAAUAAAUUGUGAAAAAUGCAAAAAAGAAUAUUUUCGUCCAGCAAAUAUUUCGCAUUAUCGACACGAUGCUUGUAGACCUUGUGAUUGUGAUUUAACUGGAUCUGAAAGUAAUGUUUGUAUUAGUGAUGAAACUGAAGCUUUUAAUGAAAUGAGGCCUGGAGAUUGCCGUUGCAAGCCAGGCUUUGGAGGCCGCCGUUGUGAACUUUGUGCUCUUGGUUUUCGCAAAUAUCCACUUUGUGAACCUUGUAAAUGUCAUCAAUCUGGCUCUUUAAAUUUCGAAACAUGUGAAGAAGAGCAUUGCAUUUGCAAACAAAAUGUGGAGGGAGAACGUUGUGAUCGUUGCCGUCCUGGCACUAUUUAUUUGGAUAAUGAAAAUCCUUUGGGAUGUCAGCCAUGUUUUUGUUUUGGAAAGAGUAGGGAAUGUAGGGAGAAUUUUUGGAAUAUUGGACAGAUUUCACACAAUAACGGCUGGAAUUUAACCGAUCUACUCGGUCAUUCCUCAAUUCCACAACCAGAAACAUUAAUAAACAAUGGAAUAAUUGAUCAACAAUUGAUAUUUAAUAUUGAAGACUUGAGAAAUUCAAAACGCCCCUUGCCUCAAUUUUAUUAUUGGAGUGCUCCUAAAAAUUUUCUUGGAAACCGUUUAAAUUCCUUUGGGUCGAAUUUAUAUUACUUUGUUUAUUAUGUGCCUAGAGAAUUCGAUAGAGGGCAACAAAUACCCGUGGCUGAUGUUGUCAUUGAAAUGCGAGUUCUAUCAGAUAUAAAUUCACUUUUGGUACGUGCCCGUUACCAUCAAGAUCAGCUACAAUCUAGUAUUUAUGGAUUUCGAAUGGAAACAGCUUAUGAACAAAAUAAUUUAGCAAUUAUUAAUUCAAAUAUUUUGCCUAUAUCUUUGGGGAAAAGUACUCGAAAACAUGUUUUGCCUGUUGAAGUUUGUGUUUGCCCUGAACAUUUUGAGGGAAAUAGCUGUGAACGUUGUCAACUUGGUUACAGAAGGGUUAAUAAUCAACUUUUUGAUGGAAUUUGUAAAAAAUGUGAAUGUCAAGGCCAUUCUCAGGAAUGUGAUACUUUUAGUGGGAAAUGCCUUAAUUGCCAACACAACACAACAGGACCUCGUUGUGAACAAUGCCUUCCCGGUUUUUACGGAAAUCCUUCUCUUGGAGGAGUUUUAGGUCAAUGCAAACCUUGUGCCUGUCCAACAGUGGAGAAUCCUAGAUCUAAACAAUGCACUCUAAGUCAAUUAGUACUCGAAGGAGCAGCUGCAGUUAAUCAAGACGAAUAUGUCUGUACUGCUUGUGAAGCUGGUUAUGAUGGAAAUAAAUGUGAAAUUUGUGCUGAUGGCUAUUUUGGUGACCCAUUUGCCUCUGAUCCCCAAAAGUCAUGUCGUCCUUGUGAGUGUAAUGGAAACAUUGAUAAUGCUGCAAUUGGAAAUUGCGAUAGAUCUACAGGAGAAUGUCUUAGAUGUAUAGGUAUUGGAUAA